Molecule: messenger RNA, 1310 nt
Organism: Setaria italica (foxtail millet)
Lineage: Eukaryota; Viridiplantae; Streptophyta; Magnoliopsida; Poales; Poaceae
Product: transcription factor UNE12
Exons: 4
Coding region: 139-1026 (295 amino acids)
Biological process (GO): regulation of transcription by RNA polymerase II
Cellular component (GO): nucleus
Molecular function (GO): protein dimerization activity; DNA-binding transcription factor activity, RNA polymerase II-specific; RNA polymerase II cis-regulatory region sequence-specific DNA binding
Source: RefSeq, a predicted model, not a curated record
CAGAGCACACCAGCGUAGCAGCCGUCUGUUGGCGCGUAGGGUAGGAGCACACACAGUUCGUCGUGCUCGUGCAGAUUAGUUAGCCACUUCGUUCGUCUCCAACGAACUGUAGCGGAGGUCUCAUCAUCUACCGUGAUCAUGGCGUUGGUGAGGGAGCACGGUGGGUACGGCGGCUUCGACGGCGCCGAUGCCUUCGACGCGCUCGGGUACGGCCACGACGCGAUGCUGGGCUUCGACGCGGCGUCGCUGUUCGGGGGAGGCGGAGGAUCAUACGCCGCCGCCGGCGCGGGCUGCGUGGCGGCUGACGGCGGGAACGUCGUCUGGCCGACGGGCGCGCGGGCGGCGGCGUCCGUCCUCGCGUUCGACCGCGCCACCGCGGCGGCGGCGGUGUCGGGGGAGGAGGAGGACGACGACGAGGAGUGCGACGCGUGGAUCGACGCCACGGACCAGAGCUACGGCGACGCCGCGGCGCCAGAGGCGAGCCACGCGCGCACCCCGACGGUGUCGGUGGGCUUCGACGCGUCCACAGGGUGCUUCACCCUGACGGAGCGAGCAGCAUCGUCGGGCGGCGCGGGGCGGGCGUUCGGGCUGCUUUUCCCGAGCACGGCGGCGGCGCCGGCGCGCGCCUCGCAGAAGCGGACGUACGUGGGUGUGGAGCCGCCAGCCGCCGUGAGCCCCAACAAGAAGCACUGCGGCGCGGACAGGAAGGCCACCAGCAGGGCCAAGUCGGCGCCCACCAUCCCAACCAAGGAUCCCCAGAGCCUCGCUGCCAAGAAUCGGCGGGAGCGGAUCAGCGAGCGGCUGCGGACGCUGCAGGAGCUGGUGCCCAACGGCACCAAGGUCGACCUGGUCACCAUGCUGGAGAAGGCCAUCAGCUACGUCAAAUUCCUCCAGCUGCAAGUCAAGGUUCUUGCAACAGACGAGUUCUGGCCGGCGCAGGGAGGAAAGGCGCCGGAGAUCUCCCAAGUCAGGGAGGCGCUCGACGCCAUCUUGUCGUCGGCGUCGCAGAGGGAACAACUGAAUUAGCUUCAAGAGGAUGAAGAAAUAGUUCUAGAUCAACACUCGUAUAUGUAUUAGUAAUAACGAACCAUCUCGUUCGAAAGACAAAUUAGGAGGCAAAUGCAUAAGCAAUAGCUUCGAUCUUUGUUCUCUUUCCCAAGUGAUGAUUAGCACUCCACUAUAUAUAUCUGUAUCCCUAUUUAGGGGGAAUAUAUAGCACCUCAUGUAGAGGAGGGGUUUAGUAAUAAAAGACUAGGGACAUGAAUAAAUAAGAUCUAGAUGACUCCAAAUAGAGCACCAACAUGUGUAUU